ACACAGCAAGCAGCAGAAAACAUCUCCUGCCCUUCCCCUCCCUCCUCCCUCCACGCACCCCACACGUUCCACGCAGCUGCUAGCUAGCGUUCGCAAGUAGUGUUCGGUCGAGCCAAUGGCGGUGAUGGCCGAAGUGUCCACGACCACCGGCGCAGCUCUCCGCGGCCCGGCCUCGCCGGCGCAGUCGCCGGUGAAGGACGGCGACGCCGAGAAGCUCCGGUUCAUCGAGGAGAUGACCUCGGACGUUGACGCCGUGCAAGAGCGCGUUCUGGAGGAGAUCCUCACCCGCAACGCCGACACCGAGUACCUCAUCAAGUGCGGCCUCGCCGGCGCCACCGACCGCGCCACGUUCCGCGCCAAGGUGCCCAUGGCGACGUACGAGGACCUGCAGCCGUACAUCCGGCGCAUUGCCGACGGCGACCGCACGCCCAUCCUGUCCGGGCACCCCGUCUCCGAGUUCCUCACCAGCUCCGGGACGUCCGCCGGCGAGCGCAAGCUCAUGCCCACCAUCGAGGACGAGCUCAACCGCCGCCAGCUGCUCUACAGCCUCCAGAUGCCCGUCAUGAACCUGUAUGUGCCUGGCAUGGACAAGGGGAAGGCUCUCCAUUUCCUCUUCGUGAAAUCGGAGACAAAGACGCCGGGCGGCCUCGCGGCGCGGCCGGUCCUGACCAGCUACUACAAGAGCAACCACUUCAAGAACCGGCCGUUCGACGCCUACAACAACUACACAAGCCCGACGGCGGCCAUCCUCUGCGCCGACGCGUUCCAGAGCAUGUACGCGCAGAUGGUGUGCGGGCUGUGCCAGCGCCACGACGUGCUGCGCGUGGGCGCCGUGUUCGCAUCCGGCCUCCUCCGCGCCAUCCGCUUCCUCCAGCUCAACUGGGAACAGCUCGCCGCGGACAUCGAGGCCGGUGCGCUCACCCCUCGCGUCACCGACCCCUCGGUGCGCGAGGCCGUCGCCGGCAUCCUCCGCCCGGACCCCGAGCUCGCUGCGGUGAUCCGCGCCGAGUGCUCCAGCGGCGACUGGGCGGGCAUCAUCACGCGCAUUUGGCCCAACACCAAGUACCUCGACGUCAUCGUCACCGGCGCGAUGGCGCAGUACAUCCCGACGCUCAAGUACUACAGCGGCGGCCUCCCGAUGGCCUGCACCAUGUAUGCGUCGUCGGAGUGCUACUUCGGCCUGAACCUCCGCCCCAUGUGCGACCCGUCGGAGGUGUCCUACACCCUGAUGCCCAACAUGUGCUACUUCGAGUUCCUCCCCAUGGACGCCGCGGCGUCGGGCGGCGACGUGAGCCAGCUGGUGGACCUCGCCCGCGUGGAGCUCGGGCGCGAGUACGAGCUGGUGAUCACGACGUACGCCGGGCUGAACCGGUACCGCGUCGGCGACGUGCUCCAGGUGACCGGGUUCCACAACUCGGCGCCGCAGUUCCGGUUCGUGCGCCGCAAGAACGUGCUCCUGUCCAUCGAGUCCGACAAGACGGACGAGGCGGAGCUGCAGCGCGCCGUUGAGCGCGCGUCCGCGCUGCUCCGCCCGCACGGAGCCACCGUGGUGGAGUACACCAGCCAGGCGUACACCAAGAGCAUCCCCGGCCACUACGUCAUCUACUGGGAGCUGCUGGCUAAGAGCCCCGACGCCGGCGCGGCGGUGGACAGGGAGACGCUGGACCGGUGCUGCCUGGAGAUGGAGGAGGCGCUGAACUCGGUGUACCGGCAGAGCCGCGUGGCGGACGGCUCGAUCGGGCCGCUGGAGAUCCGGGUGGUCCGGCCGGGCACCUUCGAGGAGCUCAUGGACUACGCCAUCUCCCGGGGUGCGUCCAUCAACCAGUACAAGGUGCCCCGGUGCGUGACGUUCCCGCCCAUCAUCGAGCUGCUGGACUCCCGCGUGGUGUCCACCCACUUCAGCCCCGCGCUGCCGCACUGGACCCCCGGCCAGCGCAACGACGACUAGACCGGCCGGCCGGCGGCGCGACGAGGAGUUGGACUGUCCGGCUUCGCUUAAUUAGAUUGGAAUCUCCUGCAUAUUCUGGGCAUUGCUCGAUAGCAGAGGUAGAAUGUCCGUGCACCUAAAUAUUUGUUAAUUUUGGAAUUUUGAGUACUGUCAGUUAGUGAGAGUGAGGGUAACUUGGAUGUGGUGAGGGUUGGCUGAGCUGACCAGCUGAAGCAAAAUAGUCGAUGCAUGUAAGGGUUGGACUCUUCCAGUAGUGGUACUGUUGUCCGUACGAUCGAAUCGCUUAUUAUGGAGUAUGCGACUAAUUUAACGUUUCCCCAAA
Molecule: messenger RNA, 2270 nt
Organism: Setaria italica (foxtail millet)
Lineage: Eukaryota; Viridiplantae; Streptophyta; Magnoliopsida; Poales; Poaceae
Product: probable indole-3-acetic acid-amido synthetase GH3.8
Exons: 2
Coding region: 116-1948 (610 amino acids)
Cellular component (GO): cytoplasm
Molecular function (GO): acid-amino acid ligase activity
Source: RefSeq, a predicted model, not a curated record